ACCACUAACGUCUCACUUCAGCAAACAUAAGCAGCAACCAAGAACAAAGUGUCGCAGCUGUGAGGAGAACAUUGACAUGGUUGAUGAGGAUGAAGAGGUCCUCGCAGCUUCCAGGUCGUCAGCUGCAGACAUGGCCUUCGAUGACGCUAUUGACUGUAUAGCCAACAUCAUCCUUGACCCGGAGUUCGAGCAGUUUCAUACGGGAUUCAUGGACAAACAUUACAUGGAGUUUGAUGACUCUGAAGAGAACAAGCUCAGCUACACACAGAUCUUUAAUGAAUAUGUCGACCUUGUGGAGAAACACCUGGAGCAGCUUCUGAUGGAGAGGAUUCCCGGCUUCAACAUGAACACAUUCUUUGAGCUGUUUGUGCAGCACAAAGAGGAAGUACCAGGUGACAUCUUUGACAUGUUGUUGACAUUCACAGACUUCCUGGCCUUUAAAGCGAUGUUUCUAGAGUACAGAGCGGAAAAGGAGGGAAGAAAUCUGGACCUAAGUCAGGGGCUGGUGGUCACAUCUCUGACCCCUGCUAGCCUCAAACACACUGGCUCCUCUGAAUGACAGUGAUGCUGAAACACUUGAACUGCUUCUUUCCUCACAUGCAGAUGUGAGGCUCUGUGUCCACGAUGCAUUCAUUUCAGUAUCCACACCUCAUAAAUCUACUCUUUGCACAAAUUUCCCUUAGUGGCUGAUUCCUUUGGUUUGUGUUGUUGGGAGGGAUCCAAAAACCUCUCUGUAGUUAAAAGAUUACUACAGCUGUAUCACUUUAAUCGUAUGAUUCAAGUUUCUUAAACUGGAACAGUAAUUGUUUACAGACUAGUAGUAGCCUCGAAUUUACAAUCAAUGAUUCACAAAUCUUAUUCACACAUAUACUGUUAAGACCGUGAUGUGUCCUGCCAGUUUGGUGCUUGGAGAAGAGAAGGCGUCGACAAAUUCCUCGGAAGUAUCAUGACAUGAUUGUAAUUCUUCCAUUAUUGUUUCAGAGAAUAAUGUUUUCGAAAUAAUAUAUGUUUAAUGGAAAUUUGAAUUAUUGUGACAGUUAAUAAGUGAUGCUUGUGGAAGUAUUUUUAAUGCUGUGUAUGCGUGUGUGUGUGAGUAGUUUUCAGUAGUUCAGUGUCAAGUGUUUUUUACCUACAAAAUGACAGUUCUACUGAUAUUGUUACAUCCCUGGAUACCUUCUUUUGUUCUACUUGUUUGUAUAAACCAUCCAUCCAUCCAUCCAUCCAUCCAUCCUCCACCGCUUAUCCGUUCCCGGGUCCCGGGGCAGCAGUCUCAGCAGGGAUGCCCAGACUUCCUUCACCCCAGACACUUCCUCCAGCUCCUCCGAGGGGAGUCCGAGGCGUUCCCAGGCCAGCCGAGAGACAUAGUCUCCCCAGCGUGUCCUGGGUCUUCCCCGGGGUCUCCUCCCGGUGGGACAUGCCUGGAACACCUCCCUAGGGAGGAGGGACAUGCCUGGAACACCUCCCUAGGGAGGAGGGACAUGCCUGGAACACCUCCCUAGGGAGGCGUCCAGGAAGAUCCGGUACAGAUGUCCAAGCCACCUCAGCUGACUCCUCUCAAUGUGAAGGAGCAGCGGCUCGACUCUGAGCUCCUCCCGGGUGACCAAACUCCUCACCCUAUCUCUAAGGGAGCGCCCAGCCACCCUGCAGAGGAAACUCAUCUCGGCCGCUUGUAUCCGCGAUCUUAUCCUGUCAGUCACUACACAAAGUUCAUGACCAUAGGUGAGGGUAGGAGUGUAGAUUAACUGGUAAAUCGAGAGCUUUGCCCGAAACUGCGACGUGGGCCCGCCUUCCCGUAGGCCCACCACCCGCAGGAAGGACCAUGUCAGGCUGGUGCCAUGUGGUCUGAGUAGCAGUCAUGGCGGGAUGCCUCGACGACCCAAUUCCUGGACCAAAACCCUUGCAGUUUGUAUAAACAUUUUUUUUUUUAAA
This is a messenger RNA of Cololabis saira (Pacific saury), 1929 nucleotides long. RefSeq names its product ADP-ribosylation factor-like 2 binding protein (gene arl2bp). The transcript has 7 exons. Gene Ontology annotation, cellular component: mitochondrial intermembrane space. Gene Ontology annotation, biological process: maintenance of protein location in nucleus; positive regulation of tyrosine phosphorylation of STAT protein. NCBI's taxonomy places the organism in Eukaryota, Metazoa, Chordata, Actinopteri, Beloniformes, Belonidae. The coding region runs from base 77 to 559 and encodes 160 amino acids. The record is from RefSeq and is a predicted model, not a curated record.